UGGUUCCCGUCGCCUUCUGCACUUUGUUUACAACCUUAAUUAUUAAUCGCGAACUUGGUGAAAAUGAUCGAUAUAAAAGAUGGUGGAAGGAUUAUAGCUACACUGCGCUAGCUUUAUCAAUUUUCUCUGCAGUUGAUAAUGAAGCUUUGAACGUGGCAUCUUCACAUUUUGCUGGUUAUAGAGCAUUAAGUGCUCCCUACACACGAGGCACAGAUCAGCGGAUUAUCUUGGCUACCGUUUUUAUUAUGUUUAUCGAAGACAUACCUCAAUUCAUAUAUUUGAUUAUUUAUCAAAAAGUUACUAUCAUUCCGGCCAUUGUUCCUAUUCUUGCACUUUCUUCAUGCACUAUUCUCAUAUUUAUUAGAAUAAUAUCGAUAAUAUAUCUUGCAUUCAUCUGUGAACGUGAACGAGAUCGACAUGAUGAUGAAUAUGAUGAAGAACUGGGAGAAAAAGAUAGUAUUGAAGAGGGAGCCGCUCCACCUGAAGGACCUAGAAAUCUUGGGAGACAAGAACCACCGGCUCUACUUGUUGAUCUUGGAAGCGAUGAGAACAGAAAGAAUGGAAAAUCCCGAUUUACACCUGGGGACGCGCGUUCACAGAAUCUUAGUAUUGAGACUGAUAAACCAAUAGGAAAAUUCUCCGGCGGCGAAAGUCAUAAAGCAGCAUUAAUAGGAGCAUCAAAGAACGGAAAGAAUGGAAAAACCCCACGUUCACCUAUUGAAGUAGAAGCGCAUAGAAGUGAUAUUAGCAGUGAUGUUGAAAAACCAAUAGGAAAAUACGUCGAAAGUCAAAUGAUAGACUCACCAGCGGAAGGAGGACGUUUCGAAACUAGAAUCACGCAAUAUAAAGAUGAAUAUGGUGUUAUUCAAACCAAAAAAGAACAGAUUUUUAUUCCUGAAGUUGAAACAAUUACUACUGUUCAUGAAGAAAAUAUUUAUAUUGAUUCAUCUGAUGUUCAUCAACAAACUCAUAUUAGCCAAGGCGGACAACAAGUUAGCCAAGUUGGACGUCAAAUUAGCCAAGGCGGACAUCAAAUUAUCCAAGGUGGACAACAAAUUAGCCAAGGUGGACAAGGUGGACAUUUAAUUAGUCAAGUUACAAGAGAUGAAUCAGUUAUUCAUGAGUUACCAGCUACUCAAAGUUCAACAAUAACAACUACCACCUAUGUAAGAAUCCAAAACAUUCGAAAUAUAAGAGAUGCUUCUUCAGGCCAAAUAAUUGAACAAUACACACAAGAAAUUCAAGGUGAACCUCAUACUCAUGUAACAAGAACAGAAGAGACACACGAAAUACCUGGAGGAUCUGAGACAGUUAUUACUACAGAAACAACGACUGAAUACGAAGAAUCUUCUCAAACACAAACAUUUAGUCACACUGAAUCAUCUAAAACUAACAAAUA
Racocetra persica is the source of this 1399-nucleotide messenger RNA. Lineage: Eukaryota; Fungi; Glomeromycota; Glomeromycetes; Diversisporales; Gigasporaceae. The record is from the annotation of a GenBank genome assembly.